Molecule: messenger RNA, 2790 nt
Organism: Mytilinidion resinicola
Lineage: Eukaryota; Fungi; Ascomycota; Dothideomycetes; Mytilinidiales; Mytilinidiaceae
Product: AP-1 complex subunit gamma-1
Exons: 7
Coding region: 136-2664 (842 amino acids)
Biological process (GO): intracellular protein transport; receptor-mediated endocytosis; Golgi to vacuole transport
Cellular component (GO): Golgi apparatus; AP-1 adaptor complex; membrane coat
Molecular function (GO): clathrin-cargo adaptor activity
Source: RefSeq, a predicted model, not a curated record
CAGAAAUACUAUGAAGACGUUCUCCUCACACGGCUGCUCUGCUCACUACUCUCUAUACGCUUAGCCUCCCUUCCAAACCACAGACUCCAUCACACCCCUUCCGCCGCCCAAGGCGGGGUCUAUGAGGCCACCACAAUGAGUUCCCUAAAGCAGUUCAUCCGGAAUGUGCGCGCGGCAAAGACGAUUGCGGACGAGCGCGCCGUCGUGCAGAAGGAGAGUGCUGCGAUCCGAGCAAGCUUCAGGGAAGAGAGCGGCGACCAUAAUGUUCGGAGAAACAAUGUCGCAAAGCUCCUCUACCUGUUCACUUUGGGAGAGCGAACACACUUUGGACAAAUAGAAUGUCUAAAGCUGCUGGCAUCCCCGCGCUUUGCGGACAAGCGAUUGGGAUAUUUGGGGACCAUGUUGCUUCUCGACGAGAACCAAGAAGUCCUUACAUUGGUCACAAACUCUCUGAAAAAUGAUCUCAACCACCCGAACCAGUAUAUCGUUGGUCUCGCCCUGUGCACUCUUGCAAAUAUCGCCUCUGUCGAAAUGUCCCGAGAUCUUUUCCCGGAAGUCGAGACGAUAAUAUCAAGUGCCAAUCCAUACAUACGCCGGAAGGCUGCCCUCUGUGCGAUGCGGAUAUGUCGCAAAGUCCCAGAUCUCCAAGAACACUUUCUGGAAAAGUCGAAACUGUUGCUUCAAGAUCGAAACCAUGGCGUGCUGCUAUGUGGUUUGACACUGGUUACGAGCAUGUGUGAGGCCGACGAGCUCGAGGACGGAGAGAAUGAUGUAGUGGAUAAAUUUCGGCCGCUGGUGCCAAGCUUGGUCAAGCUACUGAAGCAACUGUCCAGCUCGGGAUAUGCUCCAGAACACGAUGUUACCGGAAUCACGGACCCCUUUCUCCAAGUCAAGAUCCUUCAGCUGUUGCGUGUACUAGGCCGAGGUGACACCCAAACAAGUGAACAGAUCAACGAUAUUCUUGCACAGGUUGCGACAAACACCGAAGCAUCGAAGAACGUCGGCAACUCGAUUCUAUACGAAGCAGUCCUGACUAUUCUCGACAUCGAAGCCGAUUCAGGCCUCCGGGUGCUAGGCGUCAACAUUCUCGGAAAAUUCCUUUCUAAUCGGGAUAACAACAUUCGCUACGUUGCUUUGAACACUCUCAUAAAGGUCGUAGCUGUGGAACCCAAUGCGGUCCAGAGACAUCGGAAUACCAUUCUGGACUGUCUACGAGACCCCGACAUUAGUAUUCGAAGGAGAGCUCUCGAUUUGAGCUUCACAUUGAUCAACGAGAGUAACGUACGGGUGCUAAUCAGAGAAUUGCUUGCUUUCCUUGAAGUCGCAGAUAAUGAGUUCAAGCCUAUAAUGACUUCCCAGAUUGGCAUUGCGGCGGAUCGAUUUGCGCCAAACAAGAGAUGGCACGUUGACACGAUGCUACGGGUUUUAAAACUGGCUGGCAACUACGUCAAGGAGCAAAUACUUUCAUCCUUUGUCAGACUCAUUGCAACGACCCCUGAAUUGCAAACGUACUCGGUGCAAAAGCUAUAUGCAGCGCUCAAAGACGACAUUACUCAGGAUGGCCUUACUCUCGCUGGCUCAUGGGUGAUCGGAGAGUAUGGUGAUGCGCUACUCAGAGGGGGGCAAUAUGAGGAGGAAGAACUCGUCAAAGAGGUCAAAGAGCAUGAUCUUGUUGACUUGUUCGAGACCAUUCUCAACAGCAGCUACGCGGGCCAGAUUGUUACCGAGUACAUCAUCACGGCGGCAAUGAAGCUUACCACUCGUAUGAAUGAUGCUGCCCAAAUCGAGAGACUAAGGCGAAUGCUCUUACGAAACCAAACCAAUCUUGACGUUGAGAUUCAGCAACGGUCAGUGGAGUACGUCAACUUAUUUGGCUAUGACCAGGUUAGGAGGGGCGUGCUAGAGAAAAUGCCCGCUCCAGAGAUACGCGAAGAACAGCGAGUACUCGGUGAAGCUACGAAGAAACGUCAUUCAAAGGUCACCAAGAAGAAGUCUUCCCAGAUCACUGGCGAAGACAUGCUUCUCGAUCUUAUGGGUGGGUCUGAUAUGCCAUCAGAGCUCAACGGCCCAACGAACGGUUCUCAGAAUAACGCAGACCUUCUCGCGGAUAUUCUUGGUGGCUCCUCACUCUCGUCACCUGUAGGACAAACGACGUCACCGCCGCCGAGGUCCAACGUCAACUCAAUACUGGACCUCUUCGACACGCCUUCUACGAACACACCUCAACCCACGGUGAAACAGCCACCACCAUCGAAUGUCGACCUUUUUGGUGGGAUGUCCUCACCUCCACCACAAGCCUCGCCUCCACCAGUUUCGGGACCACCAGCUCAUGCUGCCUACAACAAAAACGAUCUCCAAAUUACCUUCCAACUUCAACGCACCGCCACUGCUGUGCAAGUUUUGGCCCGUUUCCGAAACACGGGCGCAUUCGAUCGUCUUGGCGGUGUGUCCCUUCAGGCGGCAGUACCAAAGAGCCAGAAGCUGCAACUACAGCCCAUUAGUCAAGCUGAGUUAGAUGGUGGACAAGAAGCAACCCAGCAGAUGAGGGUAACGGCCGUCAAUGGGACACCACCUGCAAGGCUUAGAUUACGGCUGAAGAUAAGUUAUUCGAGUAGUAGCGCUGGUACUGUCCAUGAACAAGUGGACUGGUCAGAACCGGCUUGAGAGACGGAGGGUCGUCCUUGUUAGCCAUUGAUUGGUGUAUGAGGAAGAGACAAUGUAUACGGUCUGCAGAAGCAUAGAAGUGAUAGCGAUAAGUCAUACAUAUGCAUUGGCGGUUCCAUGUGCUUC